Molecule: messenger RNA, 583 nt
Organism: Hirundo rustica (Barn swallow)
Lineage: Eukaryota; Metazoa; Chordata; Aves; Passeriformes; Hirundinidae
Gene: GABARAP
Product: GABA type A receptor-associated protein
Exons: 4
Coding region: 90-443 (117 amino acids)
Biological process (GO): autophagosome assembly; cellular response to nitrogen starvation; macroautophagy
Cellular component (GO): cytosol; autophagosome; autophagosome membrane
Molecular function (GO): GABA receptor binding; ubiquitin protein ligase binding
Source: RefSeq, a predicted model, not a curated record
CGCGCCCCGAGCCUCCGGUGCAGGCCCGGUCCCGGUCCCGGUCCCGGCCCCGAGCAGGCCCCGGCCCCGGCCCCCGGCCCGGCCCGGCCAUGAAGUUCCUGUACAAGGAGGAGCAUCCGUUCGAGAAACGUCGCUGCGAGGGCGAGAAGAUCCGGAAAAAGUACCCGGACCGAGUCCCGGUGAUCGUGGAAAAGGCGCCCAAGGCCCGAAUUGGGGACCUGGACAAGAAGAAAUACCUGGUGCCCUCGGACCUGACAGUGGGGCAGUUCUAUUUCCUGAUCCGCAAGCGGAUCCAUCUCCGGGCCGAGGACGCUCUGUUCUUCUUCGUCAACAACGUCAUCCCCCCGACCAGCGCCACCAUGGGCCAGCUCUACCAGGAGCACCACGAGGAGGAUUUCUUCCUUUACAUCGCCUACAGCGACGAGAGCGUCUACGGGGCCUGAGCGCGCCCAACUCCCGCCCCUCCCCGGUGCUUCCCUCUCCCGAAUUUUCCGGUUUUUUCCCCUUUUUUGCCCCAUUCCCCAUUCGGUUUUGGUUUGGUUUUUUUUUUUUUUUUCCUUUUUUGCCACCCCCCCCCCCCCCC